CAGCUUGGCUCUCACAAGGCUCACUUGUUCCCACAGGGCAGCAGGACAAAAUGCUUUAGAAAGAGUAACAUUCUAGAAAGUAGUAUAAUUUCUUUUUCUUCCUAAAUUGUCUCAUCUGUGGAAGAUUCCUUUGCUGAAACAUCACAUCAAAGGGAUCUUCUGCAUUUAAAACAGAGGACGCAUCAUGCUGAAGAGGAAGGAGAAGACCCAACCCUACACUAAACCCCUGGAUGGAGGAUGGGGAUGGAUAAUUGUGUUUCAUUUUUUUUUGGUCAAUGUGUUUGUGAUGGGGAUGACCAAGACUUUCGCGAUUUUUUUUGUGGUCUUUCAAGAAGAGUUUGAAGCCACCGCAGAGCAAACUGGUUGGAUUGGAUCCAUCAUGUCUUCACUUCGUUUUUCUGCAGGUCCUCUGGUUGCCAUUACCUGCGACAUAUUUAGUGAGAAAACUUCCUCCAUUAUUGGGACUUUCCUUAUUACUGGUGGAUAUCUGAUCAGCAGCUGGGCUACAAGCAUUCCCUUUCUGUGUGUGACUAUGGGACUUUUACCUGGUUUGGGUUCUGCUUUCCUGUACCAAGCAGCUGCUGUAAUUAGUACCAAAUAUUUCAAAAAACGAUUGGCUCUUUCUACAGCUAUUGCCCGUUCUGGGAUGGGACUGACAUUUCUCUUGGCACCCUUUACAAAACUCCUAAUAGAUCUAUAUGACUGGACAGGUGCCCUUAUAUUAUUUGGAGCUAUCACAUUGAAUUUGGUGCCAUCUAGUAUGCUCUUAAGACCUAUCCAUAUAAAAAGUGAGAACAACUCUGACAUCAAAGAUAAAGGUAGUAAUCUGUCUGCAAGUGAUCCAGAACCACAGUAUGGAACAGAAGCAACCUACCGUAAUGAGACACAAGAAUCUCCCACCAAAGACAGUACUAAACACAAGGCUGGACAACCUGGUAAAAGUUUAAUAGCCUCACAAAACCAAGGUGAAGAGGUGAACAAUGGGCCUAGCAAGAACAGACUGUUAAUAAGUAAUGAAGAAAGUUAUGAGAAAAAGGCUAUUUUGUGGAGCUGCAAGCAAAAAUUGUUUGAUACUUCUCUCUUUAGAAAUCCUUUCUUUUAUAUAUUUGCCUGGUCUUUUCUUCUCAGCCAGUUAGCAUAUUUUGUCCCCACCUUUCACCUGGUAGCCAGAGCCAAAACACUGGGAAUUAACGUCAUGGAUGCCUCUUACCUUGUUGCUAUAGCUGGUAUUACUGAGGCAGUCAGUCAGAUUAUUUCUGGAUGGGUUGCUGAUCAAAACUGGAUCAAGAAGUACCAUUACUACAAGUCUUACCUCAUCCUCUGUGGCAUCACUAACCUGCUUGCUCCUUUAGCCACCACAUUCCCACUACUUAUGACCUACACCAUCUUCUUUGCCAUUUUUGCUGGUGGUUACCUGGCAUUGAUACUCCCUGUACUGGUUGAUUUCUGUAUGCAUUCUACACUACAUAGGUUUUUUGGAGUUGCUGGUUUCUUUACUGGGAUGGCUGUCCUUGCUGGACCACCUAUAGCAGAGUCUCAAGCUGUCACCCUGGGUAGAGUACCGUGGUGGCACAGCUCACAGCAACCUCCAACUCUUGGGCUUAAGUGAUUCUCUUCCCUCAGCCUUCCAAGUAGCUGGGACAUCAAGCGCCUGCCACAACGCCCGACUAUUUUUUGUUGCAGUUGUCACUGUCAUUGCUGGCCUGGGCCAGGUUCAAACUCUCCACCCUUGGUGUAUGUGGCUGGCGCCGAGCCUAUUUUUAGAGACAGAGUUUUACUAUGUCGCUCCUCGGUAGAGUGGCGUCGCAGCUCACAGCAACCUCAACUCUCGGGCUUAAGUGAUUCUCUUGCCUCAGCCUCCCAAGUAGCUGAGGCUACAGACGCCUUGCACAACGCCCAACAAUUUUUUUGUUGCAGUUGUUUAGCAGGCCCAGGCUGUGUUCCAACCCGCCAGCCUCAGUGUAUGGGGCUGGUGCCCUAACCGCUGAGUAGGGGUGCCAAUCCUGAGAUUCAAUUUAGAUAUACUUAUUCUGAAGGAAAGAUUUAUACAAAUAUCCAAUCCACUUAUAUGUUCUUCCCAUGUUGUCUUAAGUUGUCUCUUAGCCUACACUUCAGAGCUGUGGAAAGCAAAAUAUAAUUUUAAAGUCAAGCCCAGAAUUGUUACAUGGGGACUGGGAAAAGGAGGUCGAAUACCAGAGGGAACUAGCAGAGUACCCACGACAAUGAGAUACAAAAGAGCUCAAAUAUAAUUUGCUGAUGCAUUUUUUUCAAUCUGAUUCUUCUUUAUUAGCUGUCCCAAUGGUGCCUUGGCACUUUUCAAACCUAUUAGUCCCCUCUCCCCCCCCCCACAAAGAGUUAAGUAACGAAUACUAGAGCACAAAAUGUUAUUCAAAUGAUGACAAAUAACAAAACUAUAACAUGUUUAAUGUUCUUUAUGUUUUUGUAUACUUCUUAAAAUAUUUAAAGAGUUCAAUAUAUGAGAAUACAGGCAAUUUUUGUAAGGACCAUUACCUGAAAAGAUAAAACUAUAGCUGUGUAUGUAAGUUCUGUAAGUUCUGUAAAUCAAUUUUUGGGAGCAUGAUCUUUUUUAUUUUUUUUUAAUAAAAAGGACAGACUACAAUACAGAUUAGAAAAUGGAAUAUAUCACUUUAUUGUGAAGGUUUUGUUUCAUACACACACACCCCUGUGUAAUGUAAAAUAUGAGACAUAUUUCCCUCAAUCAAUUAAAAAAAAGUUUAUAAGCCUUUAUUGCCUAAAUCCAAAAUACCCAAGCACUACAUGUGAGAAUAAAGAAAACUCAUGAUAAUGUUUUUUACCCACUAAUUCUGAGAAUAUUACUUAGGCAAUCAUAAAUUUUAUAAGUUCUACAAAGAAGUUAAAGGAAGUAAUAAGGCUGUUACUGAAAGCUUAUGUAUAAAUUUUUAGUCUGGGAGGUGAUACUAGUAGCUUAAACAAGAUUAUAAUAAUAUACAAUUCAGUUUAAUUUCAUUCUCUGUAAUCUCUCACUGACUACAAUAUUGUGCUGCUAAGUAUCCUGUUGAAGAAGGAAAUUUCAGAAAAGCUUUCUCUGUGAAAUAGCAAAUAGGACUUUAUGAAGGCCAUUAGGUUUGUUCCUAACUUCUAACUCUUGCAGCAACUAACCCCAAAUCAUCACAAAUGCUCAUUUACAGAGCAACUCAAUUCUCACCAGGUGUGGGCAGUUACUGUCUUUAACUUUAAAUACAAAGGCUUACUGGUAAUAAAAUAUUAAAUUCUCAACCAAACUUAGGUCUUUAGAACUGUAUGAGAUUCUUUUUUACUUACCCAGAUGUGUUAUUACCAAAUUUCAAAGCUGAAAUUCCUAUGAAAGAUUAUAGGCAUUUUAAAUUAGGAAUGUAAUAAACAGUAAACUUUUCACAAUAAUCCUCAGUCAAAACACUAGUUAAAAAUGAUAACGCUGGUAACAUGAACAAUAUUUCUCUCCAUCCUGUAUGAAAAUGAAACAGAAAAAGUUAGUUCUAUCAACAUAUUUUAGUAAUUGAAGGAAAGAAAAAAGCACAGGAAAUCCAUAGAAAUCACAUAAUUAUUUUUUUAAAUAUGCUACUUUUAUUUUUUAAUUGUAAAUAGAGCAUAUGGGCAAUAAAAUUACUUAUAUACCUUUCUCAAUCAUGAAUAAAAGAAAUAUGGUAGCAACAUUCUUUAUUAAAACUUUGCUGAAAAUGACAGGGAUUGAAAGAAUGAAGGUUAAAACUUAGCCCCACUCCCAUCAGUCACCCUCAAAGCACCACUCCACCCCGCAGUUCCUUCUAUCCCUCACUUUCCAAUACUCAGUGACAAAUUCAAUUUUAGGUAAUAAUGUAGCCCCAUUAGAGUAGGUCUGCUUUAGUGUUGUUCUAGGUUCCCUGACCAGGGUAGGCAGUAGACCCAAGUGUAAGCCAAACGUCAUAGCUCCUCUAAACCUAAAUGCUGGGGGGUUUUUUGUUGGAAGACUGAAUCCAAAACUAUACACUGGCACCAAGAUGGAAGACUGGGAAGGAUGUGGAAAUAUAAAAAGUGCUGAUAUUUUAACACAUUAUUAUCUUUUCUAGUAGACCUCUGUUAACAAAAGUAAACAUGCAAAGAGCAACAUAAAUAUAAAAACAGUGUCUUCAGCAGGAAAGUACAUACAACCACAUUCUUCUCAGAUGUAAGCUACUUACAUGCAAUUCCUAACCUUGUAUCCAAGGCAUUUGACAAAAUGCUAAAGACUCAGUUUUAUUUAAAAACAAAACUACUGGGCGGCCGCCUGUGGCUCAGUGAGUAGGGCGCCAGCCCCAUAUACCAACAGUGGCAGGUUCAAACCCAGCCCUGGCCAAACUGCAACAAAAAAAUAGCCGGGCGUUGUGGUGGGUGCCUGUAGUCCCAGCUACUUGGAAGGCUGAGGCAAGAGAAGUGCCUAAGCCCAAGAGCUGGAGGUUGCUGUGAGCUGUGACAUCACAGCACUCUACUGAGGGCAACAGAGUGAGACUCUGUCUCUAAAAAAUAAAAAAAAAUAAAAAAACUACCAAGGGCCCAUAUUAGCUGCCUAUAAAAAUGAAACAAAACUGAAUUCAGCUCCCCUCUUUUUUCCCUAUGCUCCCCAUUCGCAAUCAAUGAAAUGCAUUUAUCAUUCUAAUACACACACACAAAUUAUAUAUCAAAUAAAUCACAAGUAUCUUCUGAAAAAUCCAUUAAAAUGCCAGAAAUAAUUAUUUCAUUAUAUAUAACUCAGUAUUUAUUCAGUAACUAUCAAGCAACCUAUCAAUAGCACAGCAUUGUUAGAUGCUGUCUGGGACAAAGAAAAGACAGAAGUUAAGCCAUAUUACAGGCCACAACAUGGCACUCACUCUGUCACAUACACUGCCAGACGUCAUUCGGGGACAACAGUCUAGAAUCUCUAAAACUAAGAAUUAUUAGAAUCUACAUUUUUUUCAGUUCAUUAAUUAAAAAUUUAAUUAAGCUGCUGUAUCCUAUCACUCCAUUUUCUUACCUUUAAUUGAAGACAUUCUAAGCUAUGGGAUGAUAACCUUAAAUAUGCUGCAAUUUAACUAAAUUAAGCAAGUAUUUCACAAAAAGUGACACCCCUCCUCCCCCCGCAACAGAUCCUAAGAAAACCAUUUCCAAUUCUGUAAGCUUCAAAGCUGUAAGUCAACUGUACUCCAGCAUAAGUUAACUAGCUCCUCAAGUAGUACCUCUCUCAUCAUUAUUAACCAAACUCACAUCUCAUCAGAAAUACCAUGGGGUGAAAUUGGUAAUUUUGUACCAAAUCUAUUUGUGCUUUAUAGAAAAAGACAAUGGCUAAGAUGGAAAUUCAGCCAUCUAAAUUUGUCUAUCCCACCAACACAGAUAAGACAUCUCAUUAAAUGAUGGGUCAUUCUUUAUUCCAUCUUCACUUUGUUUUUUCCACCUUCACUUAGAUACAAUUUUUUCUGUUUUCUGAGUCAGUGUCACUUUGUCACCCUUGGUAGAGUGCCACAAUGCCAUAGCUCAUAGCAACCUCAAACUUUUGGACUCAAGCGAUUCUCCUGCCUCAGCCUCCCAAGUAGUUGUGACUAUAGGUGCCCACCACAAUGCUGUUUUUAUUUAUUUACUUAUUUAGAUAGUGUCUUAUUUUGUCACCCUCAGUAGAGAGCGGUGGUGUCACAGCUCAUAGCAAACUCAAACUCUUGGGCUUAAGUGAUUCUCUUCCCUCAGCCUCCUAGGUAGCUAGGACUAGAGGUGCCUGCCACAAUGUCUGGCUAAUUUUUUGUUUUGUUUUGUUUUGUUUUUUAAUAGAGACACAGUCUCACUCUGGCUCAAACCUGUGAGCUCAGGCAAUCCACCUGCUUUGGCCUCCCAGAGUGCUAGGAUUACAGGUGUGAGCCACUACAGAGCUAUUUUUAGAGUCAGGGUUUCAUGCUUGCUCAGGCUAGUCUUAAACUCCUGAGCUUAGGCAAUCCACCCACCUUGGCCUCCCAGAGUGCUGGUAUUACAGGCGUGAGCCACUGCACAGCCUUUAGAUAAUAUUAAACAAAAACUCCAUCUGUUUCAUGCUCUACCUUUUACCAACUAUGGCCUCUUACAGGCAAACAUUUAAGAAAAUAAUUUAGGGCCGAGUGCAGUAGCUUACGAUGCCACAGCAUUCUACCGAGGACAAGGUGAAACUGUCUCAAAAAAAAAAAAAAAAGAAUUUGAUGAUUUAAAAAACAUAGUAAUAAUUAAUAAAAAUUGUACUGUGCUUAAGAAUCAACUGAGUGACACCAGGAUGAAUGCUUCAGGGAAGCCAAGGUAUCUUCACCAUUAACAUCCAUCUCAAGGGAAUCUGAGGUACUUGGAGACACUGAGGAAAUGCUUAGAGGUCUUGAGCUUAAUUAGCCUGCAUCAGUUGCCAGUACUUCUCAGAGUACUCGCUACAUACAGUAAUACUCAGCAUGGAGUGAACACUCAGAUACUUGCAUAUUAUUAUUAUUAUUCUGAAUUGUAGAUAGUAUAUCAUCUCAUUUUCUCUGAUGCUCAUAAUGCUUUAGCUAUGACCACAAAGGAACCCAGUUUUUUGAAUAUCAACUAAUAUUUGAGCUUCUACAUAAAAUGGUAAGAAUACAGUGGGUUCUGUUACAUCAACAGUAAUUUAUUUAUUUAUUUAGACAGCAUCUCACUCAGUCACCCUCAGUAGAGUGCCAAGGCGCCAUAGCUCACAGCAACCUUAAGCUCUUGGGUUCAAGUGAUCCUCUUGCCUCAGCUUCCCAAGUAGCUGGGACUGCAGGUGCCCACCACAUACCCAGUUAUUUUUAGAGACAGGGUCUCACUCCUGGUCAGGCUGGUCUUGAACUCCUGAGCUCAAGCAGUCUACCCGCCUGGGCCUCCCAGAGUGCUAGGAUUAUAGGCGUAGGCCACAGUGCUGAGUCAGGGUUCCCUCUCCAUAAAGACACCUGGCAUUGCCUAGAGGCUAUUUGCAUUUAACCUUGUAUAUGUUACAUCUAUUAGAAUUAGUAUAUAUGAUAUUCAAAACUGCAAACUGUAAUGAUGAGUAUUUUUAAA
Messenger RNA from Nycticebus coucang (slow loris), 7014 nucleotides. It is a transcript of the gene SLC16A4, whose product is annotated as solute carrier family 16 member 4. Gene Ontology annotation, biological process: transmembrane transport; monocarboxylic acid transport. The record is from RefSeq and is a predicted model, not a curated record. Bases 185 to 1609 code for a protein of 474 amino acids. The transcript has 9 exons. Gene Ontology annotation, molecular function: monocarboxylic acid transmembrane transporter activity. NCBI's taxonomy places the organism in Eukaryota, Metazoa, Chordata, Mammalia, Primates, Lorisidae.